UGCAGGGAAGGAUUGACAGGAUUUAUUCUUCUUCUUAGCUGUACAAUGCAAGGGCUCCAUCAAUGGUGAUGUUUAUGCCCUUGGGACCAUGUACGGUGUACUGCAUGUGUGAAGUCAUUGAAAAUUAAGUAGAUCAUGCAGACAGUUAACUUAAUCAUCACGAAAGUGAAUAUUACAUAAGAACUCGUUCGUGUCCUGUCUCUAGAAAACAGUACAAGUACACUGUCGGCUCACAGUCGCAAUGAAGUCACUCUUUCGAAUGACAUCCACAUUUGUUGGGGAAAAUAUGGAUUUGUUUCCAACGGAGGCCGUAGCAGAUUUGCCAGGACCAGUUUUGGAGAGUAUCCUCCCUUACAUGAGUGCUUACUGGCUUCACUCCAUCCACCAAAGUCUUUCAUAUGCAGGUGUGAAAUGUGAUUGGUUGUGGACCAUGCACAUCCGGCGACGGUGGGGCCUUGGAGUACAGUCCAUGAUGAAUGUGUUCCAGGAGACGAUUGACAAGGAUCCACGGAAAGUCUACCUGAUGAAACAUUUCCAUGAUCUACUCAACUUCUGUACCCUCAGUGUCAACACAAGAGAUCCGCACAGCUUAUUCCACUGCCCAAUCCACAGACUAGUCCGCAGGGAGACGUUGGAUCCUCGGCCAGCAUUACCCGUUCCCCGCGCGUCAUCAUCGUCAUCUUCUCAAAUUUCUUUUUUCAUCUCAAAUCAUCAUGAUGGAGGGACAGUAGGACCUAUGUCUUUCCACUUGGACCAGCUGCUGAAUUUUUCUGCUUAUGCACAGACGCUGCGUGUUCUUGGUUCUCAGUGUGGUUGGAUUGCUAGUUGUACUCCACUUCUUGAGAAACUGCUCCAAGUCACAGAAAGGCUCCAGCUCGUUACGCUCACAGACACAUACUACACUGGCAUACGUGCCUUGGUGGUAUCUCUAAUGAAACGGGGAACAUUAACCAAGGUGGUGUUGUCUACGGUCAAGUUGUCGGAGCCCUGUUUGUUAGACCUGAUGUUCGUGUGCUCAGGGAGACUCCAUCAUACUGCUGCUAAUUUAUCAUGUAAAAAAAACCUUAUUUGUCAGAAUUGUGCUAAAAACAUUCCUAAUGACAGAAAGAAUACCCAGUCUUCCGUGGCAAACCAGAAUGAGGACAGUGUUAAAUUAAAUGACGAUUCAGCAGUAUUAGAUGAAUCUGAAGCGUCACAAAGAACAGAUGGUGGUUCGCAGCCUGUGGCGUCCACUAGUUCAGGCAUUUUCUCUAGUCAGCUUGAGGAUAGGACGAUGUGUUCGAGGUCCAUUGAACCCCUGCUGUGGGAAGUAGGAUUUGACAGUGAUGGCAGUGAGUCCUCAAAUUUUGACAUUCCAGAUGGUCCUGAAAGUUUGCUGGAGCCACAGAUACUAGACCUUUAUGAUGAGGCAAUCACGCCUCUCCCUAGACCAGCAGAUACCCUGGAAAACCUUGUUCUCACUAAUGCGACAACCAUCAAACCUGGUGAUGGUAGUACGCAUAUUCCUCUGCCAGCCUCGCGAUGUGUUCAGUGUAAUUCGUGUAUGAAUAGGGCAGAUUCUGUCCCAGGAACAGAUGAAGCAUUAACCAGUACUGCAGCAAUGCAGGGUAAAUUAGGUGCCGAAGAAAUUGUGAUGAAAAACGACAGAACAAAUUCUACAGACAACCAGACAAAGCCCAGUUGUCAUGGUAACCAAAUGCUAAAACCUGACUGUGAUGAUGACAUGAAGCAUACAAAUGAGCUGUCUACGGCUGACAUAGUAACCGGACUGGAGUCGUUUGCGCUCUUGAGUACCGCCAACAGGUACGACAUCAGUUCAAUUCUAGUUCGAGUCUUGCCAGGCUGGACAUCUUUAAAGAAGUUUGGGGUCUUUGAUGUUGAUAUGAAGUCGGAGGAGUUGACUCUACAGCUACUACAGAAGGUCCAAACUCACCAGCUAUCUCACCUGGUACUUGAUGACAUCAGUGUUCACCCAUCCUUCUUUCAGAAGUUUCUCCACACUCUUCAUACAGACUUCAAAUAUGGAGAAAAUAGUCAAACACUUGAAUUGUUAGAUUUCCAAGCCUGUACCAAACCUAUAGAAAUCAGCCUACCAUUGUCUCCGGGUGUGUUACUGCAGGGUGUGAGGAAAUUAGACCUGAGUAUGAACACGCUGUCCGAGUCCGGGUUUGCAGCUCUGCUGAAUCUUGUCAAGAAUGAUCUGGCACUGGUCCAUUUAAAACUCAAUGGGUGCUUUCUUCAGGAGGAACAAGUUCUUCAACUCUUGGAGGUUCUUGCAGAGAAUACUCGACUGGAGGUGGUGAGUCUCAGUGGUAACCGGGUGGUAGAGGAGUCGGUGGAGCAGGCCCUGGUACUGUUCAUAGAAAAAUGUGUCUCCCUCAAAACACUCGUACUCAACUACAGCAGGCUCCGCAGCACCUUUGUGAGUAGUGAAGCGUUCAUACAGGCAGUGAGAGGCCAUCCAAGUCUACAGGAGCUGUCAAUCAAAAACAACCAUCUAGAGUCUGGAGCACUAAACUUCCUGAUAGCCAUUACCUGCUCUCCUCAACGACCAGCUCUCCGCUCACUAAACAUCGGGUACAACUGGAUCAAAGGCCAAGAUUUAAUAGAAGCUGCCCAGCGAAUACGCUCGUAUCAGAGACGGCACUUCCCGGCUAACAGCGUCGUCCUGGACUUUCUGUCCCUCAGUGGUAACCGUCUCCUCCACAGCUUCCAGCAGCAGCUCCGACAUGAGUACAGGGGUUUGGUGAAGGAUCUGGAGGCCAAUAGCAUCGACUUCUCACGACCUUAUGCAGAACAUGUGGGUCAGAUGUGAAAGGUCAGAGGUCCAUAACUUGUAAAACCCGUCGGGCCUGACUAGUGCAAAAAAUUUCGUUGUGGAGAAACUCUGUAACAAUGCAAAGCCUCCAUAGUGAUGCAUUACAUCCUUGUCUGUAAGUAAUACUGUAUACCGGGAAACUGUCGCCGCAGUUUAACUUUCGCCCGUUUCGCCUUCCGAUCUGAGGGCGAAUUUAACAUGACGGCGAAAGUUUAAAAAGAAAUCAUGUAUACGACGUCACAUGUUUUGUCACUAUUUCGUCUACACUGAGGCUUAAUUAUUCAGAUACCGUAUGUGAUGCAAUAGGGGGUCCAGUGUGUUCCACUGUUGGCGAUGUAGGGCGAAUUUAACACUGGGCGAAUAAGGACCAACGCUGUGACAUUUCCCGGUAUACAGUACUAGUAGCUGUGAUUAUGAUAUCCGCUAAAUAACUACUUCCUAGACCUACUAGCGUUCAUUUAGAAGGGUUUGUUCUCUCUAUUUUUUUGCAGAAAAAGCAAUUUGUGUAGUGGUGCGAUUUGCAAUAUGACUGCAAAUUGAAAGGUCUUCAUAAUACUUUGCAUGGCUCACUUUGUUUUGUCCGUCUUAUUAAAACACCAAAUAGUUAAAUUUUAAGUGUAAGGAUUCUUUAGUUUGAUACUCAGAAAGUCGUUGAUGGACUGUCCUGUAUGGCCAAACAGAGUCGGGUGUGUAAUAGUGAAGUCAUGUGAUCUGAUUUAAUGUCAUGGUAUUAUUUAUAGUGUUCAAUUUAUAUUUAGGAUCCCGGAAAGGAGACAGCAUUGUAUGUGUGUGGACAUUUUGUAUUCUUGUAUAUGUGUUCAACCUGGAUUGUGUUGCCUACCUUUUAAGUCAUCAUGCUAAAUCUUUGCAUUUAUAUAUAUCACAUGAAAUGUCAAAUAUUUGAAAUAUUAUUUAUUUCACUAUAAAAAUGUACUUAUUUGUAUAUUAUGCGAAAAUAGUACAAGUACUUCUGUGCAAAACAUUUGGUUAAAAUAACAAUGAAAAUGUCGUUUGAACCUAGCUGCAGAUACGAUAUGUAGUUUAUUUGCCUGUGUAGGUAUUUAUUUUCGACUGAAUCCCACUGAUCCAAGAGUUUCUGAUGUCAGAGAGACUGCAGCUAUGGGAGUUGGAAGUUGCAAGACUAAUGAGCUGUAUAGGUACUGGCCAAUAAUAACGACAUCCACAGCUAAUUAAUAACUAUCAUCAGGUGUUUACAAAUCCGAGUCGUAUUUUCUGGUAAUAUUUGAUUUUAAAGAAUCACAUGACUUAACUGUUAGGAUAAGAUUUGGUAGUAGUUUUAGUUAUAACCAAAACCUAAAAUGUCCAUCAUAGCCGCAGAAUGAUAAAAACAUCAUAUAUCUAUGUGAAACAUAUCCCCUGAUUAACCUCUAAAUAGGUGAAAGUACUAGGGAAGUACAAAAUGUACCAAGAAUCUUUUUUUGUCAUGUCUUUUAUAUGCAAAUAUAUAUAUCUCUGUUUUGCAUCAUUGAUGUACCAGAUGAUCAGAAAAGACUCAAUUUUUAUGCUCGCAAGUGUUUCUUUUAUUGGCAUCAAGUAGUUCAGCUGUUAGUUUUAUAUAUAUAUAUAUAUAUAAUAAA
Molecule: messenger RNA, 4416 nt
Organism: Mizuhopecten yessoensis (Yesso scallop)
Lineage: Eukaryota; Metazoa; Mollusca; Bivalvia; Pectinida; Pectinidae
Exons: 11
Coding region: 242-2815 (857 amino acids)
Source: RefSeq, a predicted model, not a curated record